Messenger RNA from Heterobasidion irregulare TC 32-1, 339 nucleotides. RefSeq lists its product as uncharacterized. Gene Ontology annotation, cellular component: TRAPP complex; cytoplasm; nucleus. The annotation marks the transcript as partial. The transcript is spliced from 3 exons. The record is from RefSeq and is a predicted model, not a curated record. NCBI's taxonomy places the organism in Eukaryota, Fungi, Basidiomycota, Agaricomycetes, Russulales, Bondarzewiaceae. Gene Ontology annotation, biological process: endoplasmic reticulum to Golgi vesicle-mediated transport.
GUCGCCUUCGUCUCCCCGCAGAACCACCCCAUCCUCGUCCGCUCCUUCUCCCAAACGCACGACGACCUCCUCAAAUACCACUACAUCGCACACACAAGCCUUGACGUCGUCGAUGAGCGCAUCGCCGCCGCGCCAAAGUCGGUAGAGUGCUACCUCGGCUUCCUCUACUCCAUGGAGGACGUCGCCGUGUACGCCUACAUCACCCCGCCAAAGGUCAAGAUCAUUCUCGCCCUCGCCCUCACCGACGCCGUCGUCCGCGACGCAGACAUCAUCACCAUAUUCAAGGCCCUCCACCUCGCGUACUACCGCUCCGCCGCGAACCCCUUCCUCAGACUCAAC